Messenger RNA from Drepanopeziza brunnea f. sp. 'multigermtubi' MB_m1, 1110 nucleotides. The record is from RefSeq and is a predicted model, not a curated record. Lineage: Eukaryota; Fungi; Ascomycota; Leotiomycetes; Helotiales; Drepanopezizaceae.
AUGGCUUCCCAACCCCAAUAUGCCUCCCUCCCUCUCCCUCCAGGAAUCACGCAAUCCUACCUCCCUUCCCACGACCUGACCUACCACCUCCUCUCCGCCGGCAAGCCAUCCCAACCACUCAUCCUUCUCCUCCACGGCUUCCCCGAGCUCGCCUUCUCGUGGCGCAAAAUCAUGCCUGCCCUGGCCGCAGAAGGCUACCACGUCGUGGCCUACGACCAACGUGGCUAUGGCCGCACGACAGGCUGGGACACCCGUCCCUUCUCCUCUGUCGACCUCAACACCUUCACAUUCACGCGUCUAGUCCGCGACGCCCUGAUCUUCGUCUCCGCCCUCGGAGUAAUAACCAUGUCCCAUCCCUUCAAAGGGCCCCCCUCUCUCCCCUUCAACACCGUUUCCAACCCCUUGGGCACAGAUCCAAAUACAGGCACUUCCGAGGGCAAGCCCGAUAUCCACCAAGCCCUCGCACAACUCCCCGAACCGCGCAAGCACUACAAAUGGUACUACUCAACUCCGCUCGCCGCCUCUGAAAUGAACACCCCCCAAAGCACCCUCCACGCUUUCCUACGCGGCUACUUCCAUCUUAAAUCCGCCGACUGGGCCCGCAACACCCCAUCUCCCAUGCAAGCCUGGGAAGCAAGCGAGCUAUCCAAACUCCCAUACUACUACAUCAUGCCCCUCGACGCCGGCAUGCGCCAGUCCGUCCACCUCGCCAUGCAGGGCUCUGAUCCCGCCGAAGUCCAGCGACUGGGUGCGCGGUGGCUGGACGACGCUGAGCUCGCCGUGUACGCGGACGAAUGGAGCCGCAACGGCUUCCAGGGCGGAUUGAACUGGUACCGCGUUGCCACGGACCCGGUUCAUAUGGUGGACGUCGAGCUCUUCGCCGGCCGGACCAUUGAUGUCCCGGCGCUGUUUGUGAGUGGGAGGCAGGAUUGGGGCAUGUAUCAGGAGCCGGGGGUGGUGGAGCGGUUAAGCGAGACGUGCACGCGAAGUAGGGGGGUGGCGGUUGUGGAGGGGGCAGGACACUGGGUGCAGCAGGAGCAGCCUGAAAAGGUUGUUGAACUGGUUUUGAAAUUUCUAAAGGAUGUCGAGCUUGAUAAGAUAUCUCACUGA